Messenger RNA from Onychostoma macrolepis, 4680 nucleotides. RefSeq names its product ring finger protein 144aa (gene rnf144aa). The record is from RefSeq and is a predicted model, not a curated record. The transcript has 8 exons. Gene Ontology annotation, molecular function: ubiquitin protein ligase activity; zinc ion binding; ubiquitin conjugating enzyme binding. Gene Ontology annotation, cellular component: cytoplasm; ubiquitin ligase complex; Golgi apparatus. Lineage: Eukaryota; Metazoa; Chordata; Actinopteri; Cypriniformes; Cyprinidae. Gene Ontology annotation, biological process: positive regulation of proteasomal ubiquitin-dependent protein catabolic process; protein polyubiquitination; ubiquitin-dependent protein catabolic process. The coding region runs from base 564 to 1472 and encodes 302 amino acids.
UUGACUUUCAGUAAUGCAGUAGGAUUUGUGCAGCGUUCAUCGUUUUAAAGCCGAAUGUCUUAUGUCAGCAGGUCAAUAUUUGUCAUAAAAUCUCGCUUUUAUUUUAUUUGGCAACGCUUUAUGAUCUACAUUUAGCUAUAACGGCGAAACUCCACUUUCUUUCUGGAUAUGCAGCUCUGAUAUAGAUUUGUUUACUCGAUUGAUGCCUAAGAUGGCUGUUUAUUAUGUCCAUAGGUUACUGUCACAUUCAGAUGGGUUGGCUCUCAAAACCUAGUGUGCUGCCUACCUAGACAGCGUUUUUGGGCAUCAUGGCUAUCUCACGAGUCUGUAGUGCUCCAAAAAGCUGUUUAGGUAGGCAGCACACUCUGUUUUGGGAUCUUGGGAUCAUGGGACCCUUGGCCCGUCCAGUCAGACGAUGCAAAUAUGUAUAUGAAAUGCCCUAUUCUGCUGUUUAAUGGGUGGAUGUGCUCCAGUUCAGGUGAUGGUGUUCUGUAGGGGUCUAGAGGAUCGGGAUUGAGGUUGCAUAGUUCGACAAUAGCUUGUUAAGUUUUGAUGAACACUCCAUGGAAAGACACUCUGCGGCAGGCAUCAUGACCACAGCUAGGUACCGACCCACCUGGGAUUUGGCCCUGGACCCGCUGGUGUCCUGUAAGCUGUGUCUUGGAGAGUUUCCCUUGGAGCAAAUGACCACCAUCACCCAGUGCCAAUGCGUCUUCUGCACCCUGUGCCUGAAGCAGUAUGUGGAACUUCUCAUCAAAGAGGGCUUUGAAACGGCCAUCAGCUGUCCAGACUCAGCCUGUCCAAAACGUGGACAUUUACAAGAAAAUGAGAUUGAAUGCAUGGUGGCCACAGAGAUAAUGCAGAGGUACAGGAAGCUGCAGUUUGAGAAGGAGGUGCUGCUGGACCCGAGCCGGACCUGGUGCCCGUCCUCCACGUGCCAGGCUGUGUGCCAGCUGAAGGAGUCAGACACGGCGCUUCCGCAGUUGGUGCGGUGCAACGUUUGCACACUUGAGUUCUGUUCCGCCUGCAAGGCCAGCUGGCACCCGGACCAAGACUGCCAAGAGAACGUUCCCAUCACCGCGUUUCUGCCCGGAGAGAGCAGUUCGUUUUUUAAGGCUGACGAUGACGACGCCCCCAUCAAACGCUGUCCCAAAUGUAAAGUCUACAUAGAAAGAGACGAGGGCUGUGCCCAGAUGAUGUGUAAGAACUGCAAGCAUGCUUUCUGCUGGUACUGCCUGGAGUCUCUGGAUGACGACUUCCUCCUGAUCCAUUAUGACAAAGGACCCUGCCGGAACAAAUUAGGCCACUCCAGAGCCUCGGUGAUCUGGCACAGAACGCAGGUUGUCGGAAUCUUUGCUGGUUUCGGCCUCCUCUUGUUGGUAGCCUCUCCGUUCCUGCUGCUAGCCACACCAUUCGUGCUGUGCUGUAAGUGCAAGUGCAGUAAAGGCGACGAUGACCCUUUACCCACCUAACAGCCCGACGAGAGCAGUCCCUGUAUGAGAAAUUCCGGUCAUCUCCUUUAAUCGUUUUUCUUUUCCUCCUCUGCCUUCGAGCUCUUCAUCAACCGGUGGGACUUGUGCAUUUGAAGCCGCAACGCGAGCGAUCUCACACCGCGGUUACUGUCACAGCUAGCUGAGUAGGCUCCAUCCCGGCAGGCCUGAUGAGACUAACGGAGACUUCAUGAGCCUGCUGCUUGCUUAGGUGGAGGAUUCGAGAGCUGGGGGUUCCCUCCACAGUAACAAAAGAGAUGUUACUGAAGGAGCACAGCGCUGUUCCAUCCCAGCGCUUGUCUAUUUUGUGGAUGUUUCGCAUAUGUGGCUGUUCUGGAGGGUUCUGUUCUAAUAGAACAUAUUAAGUGUGUUCAUGUCUGUUUCUAUGUGAAUGGUAGUAUUUCAGUCACACGGCCUGUUCUUUAUUACUUGUUUUGCACAGAUAAGGGGCUUUUUGUCACUUCAAAUGCUCUAGAGCGAGUAGAUUUCAGUUUUGAUUAAAAUUUAUAGCUAAAAUGCUACUUUAAAUGUUUAUUAACUGCUAAAUUUUGCAUUCAGAAUUGUUUUUAUUUUCAUGUCAAGUUAUUGUCUUUCAGUCUGAAACUAUUGACAAACCUAGUUUGAUUAGGCAGAUUUUGGCUGUUAAUGUCUUCAGCAGAUAAAAUUUCUCUCAGUGCACUGAAACGUAAUUUUUAGCCUUGAGAUUGAGUCACUGACCUCCCUAAAGCAUAAAUAUGAUUCCGAAGCGGGGCUGUUCUGUGAGUUUGCAAUGCCAAAUAUUGACCUACUGAUAGUGUCACUCAAACGACACUUUAAACUUUACACCCAACAUUUAAAUGAGAACUGUCAAAAUACUGAAACCAAAUAAAACCUUUUUAAACUUUUUUUUUUUUUUUUUUUUCAGUCCUUGAUCAUUUUCUCCAGUGAAAUGUGACAUCUGGUCAUCUUGUAAUUUUUGUCAGAUAGUUUGAAACUUGCAUACAGUUUGUAUCAAAAAACAUUUUGAAAUUUUGGAACAGUCCGUUUAAUUCUGGCUGGGGUUAUACACUGAUUUCGAGACUGUUUGGCUUAACAUAUUUACAAGUCCAGCACUGUAUCUAUGCAAGUUCAUAUAACUUGAAGAUAAAAAAAAAAAAAAAAAAAUGGUUUCUGCUGUCUUGAACUAAAUGGUUGCUGUGGGCAAGUUAGUGUAUUUUAAUUAAAAGGCAAAAUAUUUCAAUUUAUGUUCAAAACUGAGUCGGUCAGUUUCUGAAAAGCCAUUACAAAUACUAUGUAAAUGAUUUCUUUCAUUUCAUAGACUGAUUUUAAAAUAGAGGUAUGAUACUGAAUGUCAACAUCUUGCCUGCACCACCUGAAAUAGCAAGCAUAUGUUCAAAAACUGUUGCGCCAUGCAACUCAGAAAUAUUAAGAUGAGAGCACCUGCCAUAUGUGUAGCUGGAUAAUAUGUAGCUCAUUAGUUUUCCUUAAAAUCCUUUGUGAGAUUCCCUCAUCUGCCAUUUUUGGUUAAUGUUGUAUAAUGGAACGGUGCCAGAUUGGAGGUUGAUGUGACAAGGUGAAUGUUUUCACAGUAUUCAUAAAGUUGAUUUUUGGUGAAUAUUUGAUGUAAGUCACCGCCAUCAUUUGGUAGCAUUAUCCCGUUUUAGCCUUAAAGUUUUUGAGUACCUCACUGGUUUUCUCUCCUGUAGCUGAGGGCUUUUUUUUUUUUCUUUUCUUCUUUUAUUUGUUUAUCCUCAGGUCUUCUCAGAUUAAUAAUUUUGGCACUUUUAAGCUUGUGUGAUGUUUAAAGAAAUACCUUAAUGCAUAUGUAGUCACAACAUUGUACAUGAAAUGGCCAUGAUGAUACCAUCUCAGAAUUGAUUUUGCUACAUUAUUUUCUGAUUGUGACAAGCAAAAAUCAGCAUGAUGGAUAAAAUUAAAGCACAGCAUCAUUGUCAGUUAUGAAUAGCACACACAUUACUCAGUCCAGCUGAAUCUAAUUGUGCUCAUAUUAUUCAGCAACAUUUGGCUAUUUCAUGUAGAAUCAGAUAAAUGCUUAUAUAUACAUGUAUAUACUGACAAUCGUGCCAAGCAGGUUUUUAUGACAAAUGUUGAUGAGGGAACAUUUUCUGACAGUGGGUAAAUAUAUACUCAAAGCAGAUCUUUAAUGUCGUAUGGGCUUUAAAAAUGAAGCUAAUUAUGUUUCAUUUAUGGUGUAUGUAUAUAUUUUGUUGUAAUACUCCAUUUGGUGUUCUUUUUUUGUUGUAUACAGUGUUUAUGAGUUAUUAGUUGUACAAUAUAAUCGUUUCCUUAAUUCAGGGUUAUCGAAUUUGCGCUUUGCCUGUUCAUUCAGUCAAGUGCUGUUUUUGUUCUCUUUGUUUGGGUUGCGUCAUGUUCCCGUUUGAAACGCUGUUUGUUCCUACAUCAGAUUAGAAAUAAUUGUGGCUUUACAUGUAAACUGGGAAAUACUCCUUGACGUACACUAGAUCUUGCAAACAGCCAAAAACUGUAUCGUUCCUGUUUGUAGGAAUUUGCUUGUUGCACAAAACUUAGCCUUGCAGAUUGGUUUUUAUAUUUCCUGAUGAAACUCCCGUAAGCUCUUAUAGUUUGGAGUUAGAGCAAGAAUUUGGAAAGCAUGUCUUGUUUUGUCUUUUUCUCAACAGUGGUCUGUUUGUAUUGAUGUCAGCCUUUCACUCUUGACAUUUGCCUAUUCCAGAUAUUAUUCUUUUACAUGUUUUGACUUGUACCUCUUUGUAUUUUUAGGGACCUUGUGAGUGCUCCUUGCCAUUGCUUUAAAAACUGGUUUUGCCUUUCACUCUUCCUUAGAUGGCCUUUUUAUGUGUCAGUUGUUUGUCUUUGAUACGUCAUAUUUGAUACGUUUUAUUCUUUGUGAUUCAGAACCAAAUUCCACUUGUACAGUUUUAUGUAAAAUCGCAUGAAUGUGUAAGUCUUAAAGAUAAAAAAGAAAUACAAUUACAAAAAUACUACAUAUUUACUUGUAUUGUCUUUGCCUCUAACACUGUGAUAUUACAAUGUAUUCAUCUUCAUUUUUUUCCCACUAUUAUUUUGGUUAUGUCUGCAUUUGGUUUCAAAUGUCAAGGAAACGGUUUAAUAGACCACUGUUGAAAAAUAUAUCAUUAAAAACAUGGAUUCAAAAAUGUUGUAUGAUGUAAUUUCAUGAUGUGCUGAAAAAUAAAAUUAUGUUUGCCAAAUA